UAGCCAAAUUUUCCAGCCAACUGCUGGAGUUGACUUCCGCAAUCUUAAUGGAAUAAAUCUAGCACCCCUGGCCUUUCGCUCAUAUUUGGCACCCUUCCUGUCUGAAAGGAGCCUAGACAACAGAUUCUCAACAGCAGGAUGUGGGGGUUCAAGCUUCUGCUGCUACCAGUGGUGAGCUUUGCUCUGUACCCUGAGAGGAUACUGGAUUCCCAGUGGGAGCUCUGGAAGAAGACUUACAAGAAGCAGUAUAACAGCAAGGUGGAUGAAACCUCUCGGCGUUUAAUUUGGGAAAAAAACCUGAAGCAUAUUUCCAUCCAUAAUCUUGAGGCCUCUCUCGGUGUGCACACAUAUGAAAUGGCCAUGAAUCACUUGGGGGACAUGACCAGUGAAGAAGUGGUUCAGAAGAUGACUGGACUCAAAGUACCCCCUUCUCGUCCCCACAGUAAUGACACACUCUAUAUCCCAGACUGGGAAGGUAGAGCCCCAGAGUCUAUUGACUAUCGAAAGAAGGGAUAUGUCACUCCUGUCAAAAACCAGGGUCAGUGUGGUUCCUGUUGGGCUUUCAGCUCUGUGGGUGCCCUGGAAGGCCAGCUGAAGAAGAAAACUGGAAAACUCUUAAAUCUGAGUCCCCAGAACCUGGUGGACUGUGUGUCUGACAAUGAUGGCUGUGGAGGGGGCUACAUGACCAAUGCCUUCCAGUACGUGCAGAGGAACCGUGGCAUUGACUCGGAGGACGCUUACCCGUACGUGGGACAGGAUGAAAGCUGUAUGUACAACCCAACAGGAAAGGCAGCUAAAUGCAGAGGUUACAGAGAGAUCCCCAUGGGGAGUGAGAAAGCCCUGAAGAGGGCGGUGGCCCGUGUGGGGCCCAUCUCUGUGGCCAUCGACGCAAGCCUGACUUCUUUCCAGUUUUACAGCAAAGGUGUCUAUUAUGAUGAAAACUGCAACAGUGACAAUAUGAACCAUGCGGUCUUGGCAGUGGGAUAUGGGAUCCAGAAGGGAAACAAGCACUGGAUAGUUAAAAACAGCUGGGGCGAAAGCUGGGGCAACAAAGGAUAUGUACUCAUGGCUCGGAAUAAGAACAACUCCUGUGGCAUUGCCAACCUGGCCAGCUUCCCCAAGAUGUGAUUCCAGCUGGCCAGUCCCAUCCCGCUCUUCCGCUCCUUCUGAGAUGGUGCAGCAUGCUGGCAUGCUUUGGAAAGGAGUUUGUACUGUUCUUGACACAGAUGUGUUGAUACCAAGAGUGCUUGAUUCCUGCACUCCACUCGGUGCUUCAAAUGACGCCGCCACUGCCCCUUCUUCCCAAGGCCCUUUACUUUUCCUUUUCUCACUCUAGCCCAGACUGACGUGAAACUCCCUCUAACUCCAGGCUGGUCUCAAACUCAUGGUGAUCCUCCUGCCUCAGCCUCCCAAGCACUGGGAUUAUAGGUGUUAGCCACACCCUUUUCUUAAGAAAGAAAAUGACCCUUUUCUUUGUGGGCACAGCAGGAAUUUCUCUGAGAGGUAUAGACUCUUAGACUAAGAGAUGUGGUUUCAAGUGACCGGAUUCUAUUGUCUUGGGGCUGAUUCUGUGGGCAUAGGUGCUGGAGACCCUCAGGAAGACUGGAUUCCUUCGUGUGAGACUAGCUAGCUUUAACCCCUACAGGACUCAGGGGACCUGACUCAUGUUUCCAAGACUCCAUCUUCUGUAUCCUCAAAACCAGACAUUUCUGUCUUUUCCACUCCACAAAUCUAUCCAUAAUCCUUUGGUAUAGGAUUACAUGACACAAGAAACAGUCUUCUUCCUUCUUUGCAUUUUUUAAAUAAAGUAUCUCUUGUUUACAAA
Messenger RNA from Jaculus jaculus (lesser Egyptian jerboa), 1825 nucleotides. It is a transcript of the gene Ctsk, whose product is annotated as cathepsin K. Gene Ontology annotation, cellular component: lysosome. The transcript is spliced from 8 exons. The record is from RefSeq and is a predicted model, not a curated record. The coding region runs from base 139 to 1128 and encodes 329 amino acids. Lineage: Eukaryota; Metazoa; Chordata; Mammalia; Rodentia; Dipodidae. Gene Ontology annotation, biological process: immune response. Gene Ontology annotation, molecular function: cysteine-type endopeptidase activity.